Molecule: messenger RNA, 2260 nt
Organism: Cannabis sativa
Lineage: Eukaryota; Viridiplantae; Streptophyta; Magnoliopsida; Rosales; Cannabaceae
Product: chaperonin CPN60-2, mitochondrial
Exons: 18
Coding region: 210-1955 (581 amino acids)
Biological process (GO): protein refolding
Cellular component (GO): mitochondrion; cytosol
Molecular function (GO): ATP-dependent protein folding chaperone; ATP binding
Source: RefSeq, a predicted model, not a curated record
UACAAUACUAAUAUUUUAGAAAGAAAAAAAGAAAAAGAAGUUAAUUUUGAGAUUAUUCAUAAAACCCUAAACCCUAGAAGGGGCUGGUUCUAGAGUCUUCUUCUUCCUCUAGAAAAUAUAAACCAAAAACCCAUUUCUCUUCUCCCAUUCUCCAUUACAGUACUACUCACCUCUCUUCGUCUCACUUAGUCUCCCUACAGUUCUCCAACAUGUACCGCUACGCUGCAAACCUCGCCAACAAAGCUAGGAUCGCAAGAAAUGCAAGCCAGCAGGUUGGCAGUAGGUUGACUUGGACCAGAAACUAUGCAGCUAAAGAGAUUAGAUUUGGUGUUGAAGCUCGAGCUUUGAUGCUUAAGGGUGUUGAAGAUCUUGCUGAAGCAGUUAAAGUGACCAUGGGUCCUAAGGGUCGUAAUGUGGUAAUUGAGCAAAGUUUUGGUGCUCCUAAAGUGACCAAAGAUGGUGUUACAGUCGCUAAGAGUAUUGAGUUUAAGGAUAAGAUCAAGAAUAUUGGUGCUAGCUUGGUGAAACAGGUUGCAAAUGCCACAAACGAUGUUGCCGGUGAUGGGACAACUUGUGCUACAGUUCUUACCCGUGCCAUUUUUACCGAAGGAUGCAAGUCGGUUGCUGCUGGGAUGAAUGCCAUGGACCUAAGACGUGGUAUUACAAUGGCAGUUGAUGCUGUUGUGACAAACUUGAAGAGCAGAGCACGAAUGAUCAGCACAUCUGAAGAGAUAGCUCAGGUUGGGACAAUAUCUGCAAAUGGAGAAAGAGAAAUCGGUGAAUUGAUCGCAAAGGCAAUGGAAAAGGUUGGCAAAGAGGGAGUUAUCACAAUUCAAGACGGAAAAACCUUGUACAAUGAAUUGGAAGUUGUUGAAGGAAUGAAGUUAGACCGGGGCUACAUCUCUCCUUAUUUCAUAACAAACCAGAAAAACCAAAAAUGUGAAUUGGAAGAUCCUCUAAUUCUCAUUCAUGAGAAGAAAAUCUCAAGCAUUAAUGCUGUGGUUAAGGUCUUGGAGUUGGCAUUGAAGAGACAAAGGCCAUUGCUGAUUAUCGCUGAAGAUGUGGAAAGUGAUGCCCUAGCAACUCUUAUCUUGAAUAAGAUUCGUGCCGGAAUCAAGGUCUGUGCUGUGAAAGCCCCUGGUUUUGGUGAAAACAGGAAGUCUGGUCUGCAAGAUCUUGCUGUUCUUACAGGAGGAGAUGUCAUUACUGAAGAGCUUGGUCUUAAUUUGGAGAAGGUUGAUUUGGAUAUGCUCGGUACUUGCAAAAAGGUGACAAUUUCAAAGGAUGACACUGUUAUUCUUGAUGGUGCCGGUGACAAGAAAUCUAUCGAGGAAAGAUGUGAACAGAUUAGGUCAGGAAUUGAGUUGAGCACUUCAGAUUAUGACAAAGAGAAGUUGCAGGAGAGAUUAGCCAAGCUCUCGGGUGGUGUUGCUGUCCUGAAGAUUGGAGGAGCUAGUGAAGCUGAAGUCGGUGAGAAGAAGGAUAGAGUGACUGAUGCUCUAAAUGCCACAAAAGCAGCAGUAGAAGAAGGCAUUGUUCCAGGUGGAGGUGUUGCUCUCCUCUAUGCAUCGAAAGAGUUGGACAAACUUCCAACUGCCAACUUCGAUCAGAAAAUUGGUGUUCAGAUUAUUCAGAAUGCUCUAAGAACACCUGUGCACACAAUCGCAUCCAAUGCUGGAGUUGAGGGAGCUGUUGUUGUCGGUAAGCUUUUGGAGCAAAAUGACCCUGAUCUUGGAUAUGAUGCAGCCAAAGGUGAAUAUGUAGAUAUGGUGAAAGCUGGAAUCAUAGACCCCCUAAAAGUUAUUAGGACAGCCUUGGUUGAUGCUGCAAGUGUGUCGUCUUUGAUGACAACAACAGAAGCUGUUGUGGUAGAACUACCCAAUGACAAGGAUGCUCCUGCAAUGGGUGGCGGUGGCAUGGGUGGAAUGGGCGGCAUGGGCGGUAUGGAUUUCUGAGGAGUCCAGUCCUUAAUCGCGUGAUGCUGUUAUUUCAACAAACUUAAGACUCUUUUGGGAUUUUUCAUGAAAUCUUGAGAAGCAAAGAUUAGAGUUUUUUUUUCUUGAUAUUAUUAUGUACCCGGACGGUACCGGUUUGAGAGGCAUCCAUGUAAUCAUAAGGCGAGAAAUGUUCAUGUUCUCUUAGGUAGUUUCUUAUGUAACUCACUAAUUUGAAUUGGAGGAAGAAUGGGCGUGUGUGCUUGUUAUUAUAUAACACCAUUGAAACUAUUCUUUUUCGAAAUAAACUUUUUUGUAUUCUUCUC